AUGGCGACCAUUGACCAUUAUCACAGCGAAAUGUUUAGAGGAAUCUCGCCAUGUCACGUCAUUUACCUGGCUGGGGUAUUUAUUACAUUAUUUUAAUUCUUACCAGGCGUUUGAUUGUCUUAGCCUAGAUAUUCUCAAAACUACUUGGGGACGAGGAGGAGUUGACCCCCAGGGCCCAGAGGGCCAAACUGGAUAGUCUUACAAACUUUUGGAGCAGAAUGUGACUGCUGUGAUGUCAGGUGAAAACGGUUUGUUAAUUGACGAUAUAUCAUUCUUUAUCUGUUUAGAAUACCUUUCAUUACGAUUCAAAAUUGUGGACCAACAAGACGGACCAUAAUCCCUCUGCGGGAAAGACCCUGCUCGAUGAUCAAGAAACAAAAUUACCCACCUACUGGAGCACACCAUUCACUAAGAUCUGCCUCGCUAUGAAGAUCGGCCAUCAAGUUAAUUCGAUCGUCAUCAACAAACAAGCCAACUCCUUACACUCCCUGAUCGCUGACGGAAAAUACCGUUUGACGUCACUGGGUCGUGACACCUGGAAGAAGCUGAUUGGCCAACAGGCAUCGCUGCAGAGAAAUUGUAACCGGGAAGGGUUCAAUUCUCGUGGGUCGCCUGAUCGCAGCAAAGCAAGAAUAGGUAUCCUAAGUAACGAACAAGACGACUGUUUUUCCCCUAACUCCAGCAUUGGGUUUGGUAUUGGUGGUUUGGAUUAUAUUGACAACACCUGUGGAAACGCGGCCUUCCAUCAACCAGACAAUGGUGACAAAAACUUUAAAGCGAUGGGCUACAUCCUGGUGCAAUGA
This is a messenger RNA of Porites evermanni, 803 nucleotides long. Lineage: Eukaryota; Metazoa; Cnidaria; Anthozoa; Scleractinia; Poritidae. The record is from the annotation of a GenBank genome assembly.